ACUUGUACUUCACGAAAAUUAUAUAAAUGUCUGUUUUUUUUAUUAGGUGUUCAAGACUUUUCUAAAUUCGGGGAUAGAAAGAGUAAAUCUGCAAGUUGUGAUUGGAGGCCCACUGAGACAUCACGUGGUUUGGGUCGUUGACAGUAUAAACCCUUGGAGACGGGUGCGCACGUGGGUGACGCUGCAGGGCCAACCCUCUUCGGGGUCCCUUUUGUUGAACCAUCAAACAUAAGCACCUUUGGAGAUCCCGAGGGGUUCAGAUGAGAAACAGCUAUCAUCUUGUUACACGGAGCGACCACUUAUCAGCAGCACAGCCAUGUCGAGGUCUUUUUACGUCGAUUCUUUGAUAAUCAAGGAUACGGUGCGACCUGGACCGGUUGAGCAUCCAGGACAAGACUUCCUUAUUCCCAUCAGCAUGCACUCUCCGAGCGUAAUGACGGUCACCGCUCCGGUGUGUCCGUCCAGGAAAAACGGGACUUUCUGUGUUUGCCCGCUGUGCGUCACGUCCCACAUCCACUCUUCCCGCAGCGGCAUCCCCAUGCUGAAGAGUCAGUUUCCAGGAGCGGAGGCGCAGUACUGUCAGAGAAUAGCGCAUCAGCAGUCUCCGGCUCUGGCGCACCCGGGACAUACACCUGUCUGCACGCCCACCUUCAGCGUCACAGAUCCCAGGAGAUACCACUGUCUCUCUAUUGGCGCCUCUGAGAACAGCCACAUACAGAACGGCAAGAGGAUGCGCACGGCUUUCACAAGCACGCAACUCCUGGAACUUGAAAGGGAGUUUUCCACGAACAUGUAUCUGUCGAGACUCAGAAGGAUCGAAAUCGCCACGUAUUUGAACCUGUCAGAGAAACAGGUGAAAAUCUGGUUUCAGAACCGCAGAGUGAAGCACAAGAAGGAGGGCAAAGCCACCCAGAGGAGCGCGCACAGCGGUUGCAAGUGCACAACCGGUCACACAGACUAUUCAAGGUCAGAGGACGAGGAGUCUCUAUCUCCGGCCUCUGCUGAAGAGGAGAAAGAGGUGUCACCCAUCUGAGAGAGACGCGACUCCCUUAAUUCCAACUGCUGGCACUUCCUCUGUCCUGCUCCAGUUAUGGGUUAAGGCAUCACAGCAACCUCUGGGCCAAAACAUUUUUUUAUUUUUUUUAAAUCUCCUGCAUGAAAAUCUGAGAAGAAGUGUUGAAAAUGUUUAUCCUACUUUUAAAGUGAAGUAUGUGAAUACACGUUUUAACACUGCCCUGAAAUAUUGUGCAACUUUGACCUCCUGUGUGCCGUAACAGAGUGACGUAUCUUCACCUCACCUCACACACCCAGGGCAUGUUAACUGUCCCCAAGUCAGUGUGUUCAAUUACCGAUAUCCCAUCACUGUCAGCGAGGCUGUGUGUCGAUGAAAGCCUUUAGAAAUAGCUUCUAAGCCUAACCUGUGUGGAACAAUUUGUAAACUAUGUAUAUCUGUAUUUAUUGUAAUAAACAUGACGAG
Messenger RNA from Larimichthys crocea (large yellow croaker), 1477 nucleotides. RefSeq names its product GS homeobox 2 (gene gsx2). Gene Ontology annotation, molecular function: DNA-binding transcription factor activity, RNA polymerase II-specific; sequence-specific double-stranded DNA binding. Gene Ontology annotation, biological process: regulation of DNA-templated transcription. Gene Ontology annotation, cellular component: nucleus. The transcript has 2 exons. NCBI's taxonomy places the organism in Eukaryota, Metazoa, Chordata, Actinopteri, Sciaenidae. Bases 317 to 1033 code for a protein of 238 amino acids. The record is from RefSeq and is a predicted model, not a curated record.